This is a messenger RNA of Penaeus chinensis, 2497 nucleotides long. RefSeq lists its product as uncharacterized. Gene Ontology annotation, biological process: protein refolding; response to heat. The transcript has 4 exons. Bases 149 to 1366 code for a protein of 405 amino acids. Gene Ontology annotation, molecular function: protein folding chaperone. Lineage: Eukaryota; Metazoa; Arthropoda; Malacostraca; Decapoda; Penaeidae. The record is from RefSeq and is a predicted model, not a curated record.
GGGAGAGACAGUAGCCGAACGAAGUCGGUCGAGGGCGAGAGUCUCACGCCGAAAGAGUGGUCCUCGAGGUGGAUUGAGCAGUGUUGGGCCUUUAACGAGUAAAUAAUUAAUAAAUAGAUAAGGAUAAAGGAAGGAAAAAACACAAAGAAUGUCGCUAGCCAGUUCGAUGCUCGGGGGCUGCCAGUUGCCCAUCACCAGAAGAGGUCGGUUCCUCGAGGACGAUUUCUUCAGUGGCUUCCAGAACAACUACAGGAGAGCCGUCGACGAUGUCCUAGACCGCUGGGGCUCCCGCAAGACCCUGGCAGACCGCUUGGCGUCCUACAGGAGACUGAGGGAGAAGGACGCCUCCGACGACACUAAGGCAGCGACCAUCUCGGAAACAGACGAUGCGUAUAUGAUCGUCCUGGACAUGAGCGACUUCGCCAGCGGAGAGAUAACAGUCCAGACGUCGGGGUUCUUCGCGGUGGUCGACGGCAAGGCUCCCCCGCGCGUCUUCAGCAGGCGGUUCCCUCUGCCCAAGACGGUGGUGAUUGAUCGCGUCGUGGCGGAUCUCUCGGACGACAACAUCAUGAAGAUUACGGCACCGAAGAAGGGCGGCAAGAGCGUGGCCGUCAACCUGGAGGGCGAACAGACCUCGGCCUCGGCGCAGCAGCAGGCGGCAGCGCCCUCUGUGGAGGAGCAGAUCACCGCAACCCAAACGACGUCUUCCCUCAGCCAGGCCCCCGACGGGUCGCGCGUCAUCCCGCUGGAGGUGGAGGGGCAGGCCACGUCGACUUCCGCCGCCACGUCCAGCUCGAGCUCCAGAGUGGAAAGCGUGGCGCAGGCCGUGAAGAGCGAGGAGCUGUGCGCCGGGCGCCGCGGCUCCAACACGAGGAUCAUCCCGCUCAACAUCGAGGGCGACGAGGGGGACUCCUCCUUCUCGAGCUUCUCCUCCACCUCCUCGCAUAACCGCGUCCUCCCCAUCAAGCGCCGCGGGAGGUUCCUGCAGGACGCGACUUUCGAGAAGGUGUGGAAGGACUUCGAGACGGCGCUGGACGAGGUCAUGGCCCGGAGGGGGUCGAGGACGGGGUUGGAGGACGACAAGAUGCAGUCCUACAAGAAUCUCCGCCAGUGUGUGCAGCAGGAGGACAACCAGGCGGCCAACGUAUCCAAGGAUGAGGGAGAGGUUAAGAUCGUGUUGGACGUGAAGGACUUCGUGGACGGGCAUCUGGACGUGAAGGCCGAGGAUGGAGCGAUCGUGGUCAAGGGCAAGAAAGGUCCUUGUUCCUUCGAGCGUCGGUUCUCAAUCCCGACCUUGUCUCAGCCGGACAAGGUCGCGGCGGCGCUCUCCGAUGACGGCGUCCUGACGGUGACCGCCCCCGUGUAAAGGGGCCGGGGGCGAUAGCGUGCUGGAGGGAGUGUGUCCAGACAUAUCAGCUAUUUUUGGUUUCUUUUUUUCCUUCAUAAAACGUCCACGUGUGUAAAGGAUAAGACGGAAAUGAGCUUCAAGAUAAAAAAAGAUCAAGAGUAUUUUCUUGUGCAGUUAUCAACGGCAACAUUUAGUAGGUGUUGUUGAGACCAGGUUCCACUGGAUUUACUACUUAUUGUACUUGCUUUGUACAAAUGCGCAUGACUGUAAAUCAACUUUUAGUGGGAACUAGUAUGUGUCAAACGCACUUGAAGUUUUCAUACAAAAAAUGAGUUGAGUGAGUUGUGUGCAGUAAGGUAAUUAUGGAGAUCGUCAAGAUUCAGCGUAAAAGUCUAUGGUGAUUUUCAACGUGUUUGGUCAGCAGCAGCAGCAGCAGCGUCCAAGUGCGCGGGGGCUGCUAAAGCGACAUCAACAGCAAUCCAUAAGAAUAGGGGUUGUAGAGAAACCAGACUUCGGUCGAGGUCAAAUAGUGCAGCGACUGUCAGGUGAGGUCUAUAAGGUUGUUUGAAUCCUGCCUGAUGAGUCGUUUGCUAGUAACGACGAAUGCGGCCGCGGAGAGAGGGCGUGAGAAGGGGUAGCACCAACAGCAAUUCAUAAAUGCAGGGGACUAGCAGCAAAGCGAGUGAAUAAGGAGAAUAGUUAAAUGUAUAACUCUGAAUGAGGUGUUGAAUAACUUACAAGGAAGGGAAUAAAUAGGAGGAAAGCCUAUUAUAUAUACUAUAUGUACUGUGCAUGAAACUUGCAUUAGUAUGUAUGGACGAUAAAUGUAUGCAAAAUCCUUAGGAUAUAUAUGAAAAUUCUUAGUGAGAGAGAGAAAGAAAAAAAGAGGGGAGAGGGGAGGGGGAGGGAAAUUAUAACUUUGGAAGGUUUUCAAAUGACUUUGCAUUAUAUUCUUAUAUGUAUAAGAUAAUCGAGAUUUUGUCAUAUAUUUUUUGUAUAUUACAUGAAAAUAAAAAAAUAAAAUUCAUAAAAGAACAAAACAUUUAUACAUAAUUUUCAUCUUAUCUCUGCUCAGAAAUAAGAUGCAUCACAUUUUUUUCUUUCUUUAUACAAAUUUAUUCAUAAUGGCUAAUAAAAUCUCAUAUCAAA